This is a messenger RNA of Puntigrus tetrazona (Sumatra barb), 3017 nucleotides long. RefSeq names its product KISS1 receptor b (gene kiss1rb). The coding region runs from base 1635 to 2750 and encodes 371 amino acids. The record is from RefSeq and is a predicted model, not a curated record. Gene Ontology annotation, biological process: neuropeptide signaling pathway. Gene Ontology annotation, cellular component: membrane. Gene Ontology annotation, molecular function: G protein-coupled peptide receptor activity. The transcript has 6 exons. NCBI's taxonomy places the organism in Eukaryota, Metazoa, Chordata, Actinopteri, Cypriniformes, Cyprinidae.
UUUUUUUUUUUUUUUUUUUACUCUGCAAUUUCUCAGCCAUUUCUUUUCUGUUGAAGCAUUUAAGGACUUGUCAUAACUAGAAAACUGUAUGUUCGUUAUGGAAAUGUCCUUGACUUCGAUUUUAUUGGUGUCUAUGAUAUUGUUCAACACUGGUAGUACAGUUCUUACAGACUCCAGCUGAAGUGUUUAUGAUGAAGCUUUGAAGACUCGGACUGAAUAACAGUCUUAUAGAAAGAUGCACGGUUGUUUUGUGAAGUAGCCUUAUCUUUAUUAAUUGAAUAACUGAAGAAUUAUUUGCUGGCAUCAAUUCUACAAUACCUACUACAAAUUAGAACUUGUAUCACAAAAUCAGUAAGCAGUAGAUGAUUUCAAGUUAAUGGAACUUCCAUACUUGUUUUUCUGCUGGCUGUGAUGUGCUGUAGUCUGGAGUCAGAACUAUUUGCCCUUUUGGUUUAUGCAGCAGUUUAACAAACAAAAAUUUACUUUUUAGACAUGUGUUGUUGUUCCAAAAAUAGUUCCACAUAAAAUUGAACCGGAACAUUUGCAUGUCUCAGAACAGCAGUGCUAGGUUUCAGUCCUGAAUGAAUCUGUUUUUAAACAAAUCAUUUGAAUUCAGUUAUCCACUUUUUUUUUCACCCAGAGCUGCUAAAUCUGGUUUAGGCUGAGAAGGAGAACUAGAGCAAAAUAGGCUACAUUUUGAGGCAUAAUUAAAUCAUCCAUAAAAUCUGUUGGUCAAUCAGGACAGCAUGGAAAUCAAACGGAUUGAUUUUGGAUGCAGUGUGUUCAUGAAGAAAUCAAACGUUAAAGCUUUCUCUGGUAUGCGAUACGAACCAUUGCUAAUUAAGUACCGCGCAAAGCAAGCAACCAUGUGGUUGCAAAAGAUCUCCUUCCCACAGUCCCAUAACCUGUACAUGAUCACUGCCAACGUCUGAGCAGGCCUGGCUUAGAGAGGUCUUCAGCAAAGAAGGACCAGGUGAAUUCACAAAACAAGUACAAGUUAAUAAUCAGGUGUCUCGCUCGACUUUUUGCACAGAAUGCUUCACAAUGAUUUAUGAUUGUCUGCAGAUUUUCAGCAACUCUUUUUGCAGAUUAAACCUAUAUUUGAUGACAAGCCUUUAUGAGUAAGUCACUGAAUUAUUCACGCCAUAAAUUUAUUCAAAAAUACAGAUUCUAAAAGCUGAAUUAUUUACUCAAAAAUAGUUGUAUAAUUUGUGCUAUAUAAACUUGAAUGCUUAUUGGAUUUAAGGCACAUCAGGUGAUGUGUAUUUAUGUAAUGAGGGAGGGUGUGGCCGAAGGAGAUCGACACACUAUAUCAAGGUGUGCAUAAUUACUAAGGAGAUUUAUCUCCACAGGAAAAGUGGGCCAAAAAAGAGAUUUAACUGACUCUGAAAGUCAGUUGUGUGAUCACAGAACCAUCAAACGUUUUGUAGCAAUUAGUCCACAGGGUGGCAAGAAACAUGUCGAGAAGAAAAGAGACGCAAAGUAACUGCCAGAGAUUUGAGAAGAAUCAAACGUGAAGCUACCAGGAACCCAUUAUCUCCAGUGCUGCCAUAUUCCACAACUGCAACCUACCUGGAGUGCCAAGAAGUACAAGGUGUUCAGUUCCUAGAGACGUGGCCAAGGUUAUUAUCAGCAUGGUGACACAUGCAAGUAUAAUGGCAGAAAGUAACAGGACCAGUAAGGUUGCUCAACUGAUCUCGUGCAACAAUGAAGCGAAUAUUCAUGAUUGCAAUCAAUCCGAUCCCAUGGGAUAUCAAAGCCCAGUCCCACUGACGGAUGCCUGGCUGGUGCCAGUGUUUUUCACCCUCAUUAUGUUUGUAGGUUUGGUGGGUAACUCAUUGGUCAUCUAUGUAGUCGUCAAAAACCAGCAGAUGAAAACCGUUACAAACCUUUACAUAGUUAAUCUCGCCACCACAGACAUCCUUUUCCUGGUCUGUUGUGUUCCUUUCACUGCCACUUUGUACAGUCUUCCUAGCUGGAUAUUUGGGGACUUCAUGUGUCGACUGGUCAAUUACCUGCAACAGGUAACUGCACAGGCAACCUGCAUCACUUUGUCAGCAAUGAGUGUGGAUCGUUUUUACGUGACCGUCUAUCCACUACAGUCCCUCCGUCAUCGAACACCACAGAUGGCUCUCUCCGUAUGCACCACCAUUUGGAUAUGUUCAUUGCUUCUUUCAGUGCCGAUAGCGUUGUAUCAGCACACGGAGUCUUGGUUUUGGUUCGGUCCGCAGACAUACUGCACCGAGGCAUUUCCCUCGCUCAUUCACAAGAGGGCUUACAUUCUUUACUCCUUCUUGGCCGUUUACCUGCUGCCUCUGGUCACCAUCUGUUUGUGCUACACUUUCAUGUUGAAACGCAUGGGUCAAGCCACAGUGGAACCCGUUCAAGGCUGUAACCAGCUGCAGACGUCAGCAGAACGGGUUGAAGCGGUGAGGACCAGAGUAUCCAGAAUGGUGGUUGUGAUGGUGCUGCUGUUUCUGGUCUGCUGGGGUCCAAUCCAGAUACUGAUUCUCUUACAAGCAUUCUGUUCUGAAGACGUGAGUCACAGCUAUACGCUCUACAAACUAAAGAUCUGGGCUCACUGCAUGUCCUAUUCCAAUUCCUCCAUAAACCCCGUGAUCUACGCCUUCAUGGGAGCCAACUUCAGAAAGGCCUUCAGAAGUGUGUUCCCUUUGAUCUUCAAAAGGAACGCAAGAACAACCGAGCCUCUCCCCACCUAUAACAGAGAGAUGAACUUUCUUUCAUCCUGACCUAUAGAGGACAUUUGGACUGGUUAAAAAUCACUAACAUUUGAUGAAGAUGCACUCGGACUGAAGCAAUUCAACUGGGAAACUGAUUUGUUUUUUGUUUUGUUUUUUUAUUACGAAGGACUGAAUGUUUGAAACUUCAGCAUACUUUUAAAAGAGUGCUCCUUUGUAGAAAAAACUAACGUUUUCGUUGUAUGCUAAUUGAAAUUAAGUUAAAAUGUAUUAUUGUUUCUCUUUUAUUAAAUGCAGUUAGUUGAAUAAGUUCAUAAA